Molecule: messenger RNA, 2508 nt
Organism: Apis florea (little honeybee)
Lineage: Eukaryota; Metazoa; Arthropoda; Insecta; Hymenoptera; Apidae
Source: RefSeq, a predicted model, not a curated record
CCGAGAAAACACGACCCUUAACACGACUAUGGGGACCAGAUUCCAUACGAACAGUCUGAGCUUGCGCGGUGCUUUCGAAAGGUGUAUCCUGGCUCGAUCAUCGAAGCCGCGGUUGGGCUUUUACUCGUCAACGAGCUUUCAUACUGGAGUGUGCGCGUCUCUAGUAGCGAAAAAGAAAAAGAAGGAAGAAAGAGAGAAGUGGGUCUCGUUCGCGUCCGGCCGGGUCGCCACGUACCAUUUCUACAAGUAGCAGAGACGCCGCAUCGAAAAAUCAUAAAUAUAGAAUCUCGCACGCGAAAAUGUAACGAUCUCAAUAGUGAGGCCAGUUGUCUGGAAAAUUGGCUUAAACAGAAGAGGAGAAAGAGGUGAUAUCUUUUUUCCUGUGUCACACGGCUUGUGAGUGAAGCAUUUUGCAGAAGGGAUCCAUGGCGUGAAACAUCGGCACCGUUCGUUCGUUGAAUUAUUUCUCCACAAAAGCUGAAGCUUGAGAAAAAUCAGGAUGCACGCGGUUGGAUUGCACUCGGCGCUGGCCAUCAAGCGUCAGAGAAAGCGGCGGGACGAGCAGCGUCGUGCCCGCGAGCGGCGCUAUAGCGCGCAAUCGGGCGAGAGCGGUCUCACGUCGCCGAGGGCAUCUACCGGUUCUUUGGAUCAUCAGCCGAGGCAGCACAAGGCCGGUCACUCGAGCCGCUCGGCCGGUCAGGGCAUGCUGGACUCGAAGGUGGUCACGUCGGUGGGGAUGCUGCACAUAGGCGUGGUUUUCCUCGUUUUCGGCGCUUUCCUUCUAAUGAGCGGCCUUCUGCCGGGCGAUCUCGCCCGUUGGGGCACCAAAGCGUCGGGCGGUUGGUGGAACGAGCUGGUCGCGAUAGGCCUGUUCGCCAUCGUGUUCGGCAUAUUCCUGAUCGUGUUGAACAAAGUGAUCGCCAAGAGGGAGGAGAACGACCUGGAGGAGUACGUGCAGAGGCAGUUGACCAGGUCCAAGUCCGGGCACAGAUUGGAGAGGGACGCGGAGACGGGCGGGUUGACCACGAAACAGGCGAAGAGGGCGAAGCAGAUGCUACAACAGCAGCAGGAGCAACAGCAGAUCGACUCGAUCGAGACGCACAACGAGAAAAGCCCCGACUCUCCGCCCAGGAGCCCACCGCCCGCUUACUCCCCCCCAGCGAUGAACGGCGAUCACCAGGCCGUCCAGUCGUCCCUCUACCUCGAACAGAUCACCGAGGAGGAGAUCAUCAGCGACCGUGUCGAAACCUCGACCACCAACAGCUUGAGCCCCGGCUCGCCCAGCGAGACCAGGGAAUUGUUGCAGAAUCCUCGUUACUCGAAGCAGAAUGGAAACCCUCAGCAGAUUCAUCGGUCGCUCUACGUGUCCAGGAUCUAAACACUUUGGAGGGGGAGGGGUAUGGUUGGGAGCCUGGUCUGGCUCGAACGUUUAAUUAAAGGAUCGCGAGGAUCUCGUAGGUAUUGAGAGGGGAGAGGAUCGUCGUGGCGGUUUAUGGAGACGAUGACGAAGUAUUUCGAAGAAAAAGAAAAAAAGAAGAUUGGAAUCGUCCGAUUAGUCGGUUUGAAACGUGAUUAUCGAUUAUCGGUAAUAUAGAUCGGUUAUCGAUUGUUUUCUUUUUUUAAACUUGUCGAGAUAUCGUCGAGAUCUCUCGACAGUAGUAGCCGUUUAAAACAUAACCUUUAUCCGAGAAUUUCGCGUUUAAUUUAACUCUCCACGCGAGUUUCCAAUUAAGAAUGCAGUCUCUCGCAAAGGCAGAAAUUGGCCUUAAUUAUUCGCAGAAGAAAACUUGAUUGAAGUGGGACCAAAGUUUCUUUGCAAACGUUACAUUUCGUUUAAAAUCGAUGCAAAGCAAAUACAAAAAAAAUCCUUGAUCUUUAAAAAAUUCGAAUAUCAAUAUCGCCAUCGAUUAAUACCGAUGAUCGAUAAAUCGACACGGUUCACAUUUAUCUCGAGAGAUCCUAGAUGGCGGAAUCAAAAUCUGCCAUGAAGCGAGCAAUUACGGAUUGACGAUUUCAUCUCGACGAAAGUGUAAAUCCGCGUAGUCGAACAUUUUCUCUGCGCUAAUUUCGAUCCGAGCCCAUUUUAUCUUCUCGAAAGUUUCGCAUUGUCGCAACAGUCUCUCCGCGUUUUAUUCAUUAUUCCAUUCGAGGGUCGAACUCGACCAAUUUCCUGCGAGGAAAUCCGAUAGAAACGAUAUCGAGUCCCUCUCGUCGAGGGCAACAAGUCCCUUUUGUGCUUGUUACGUUAGGAAAAGUUGGAGAGGAUCCUUGGGCACCCGGUAGAAAAUCAAUUUCCUCGACGAAUUACACCGGCAUUGUCGAUUAUGAGAGAAACUCGAUCGAGAUCUCGAUAAUUUCAGAACCGUGGAAAUAAUACGACGAUACGCGUAUACGAUUUUCUUCUUUUCUUUUUUUUUUAUUUUUUUUUUUAAACGCUUUGCAAAGUUUAAAGGUGAGUUUAUGCUUGUUAAGUAUCGUGGCGAGGAAAUGAAAAAGAUCGAAGAGGGG